AUAAUCCUUGAGGUAAAAAAAUGGCGGCACCUAAYAAAAUCACAGAUUCUCGAACAGAAUUGGCCGAAUUGAUAAAAAAACGAGCAGAAAUUGCCGAAAGCCUAGCAAAUCUUGAAAGACAAAUUUAUGCUUUUGAAGGAAGUUACCUGGAGGACACCCAGUUAUAUGGAAACAUUAUUCGCGGUUGGGAUAGAUUAUUAAGUAACAAAACUACUAACACCAAAGUUGAAAGAAGAAACCGGAAGUUUAAGGAUGCGGAAAGACUUUUUUCCAAGUCCUCCAUCACAUCACAUGCGGCCAUAGCUGCUGGUGGGGGACUUGCAGAGCCUCAAUCUGAAAAAAAAGAAUCMAUUGAAUCUGAUGUAAACAAUCAUCUUCAUGCGAGUGAAAAUCAUCACCAYGUAUCACACUUGGGCAAAGUACAUAAAGCUUCACACAAGAAGAGAAAACACAAGCGUCAAAGAAUUGAAUUAAGAGUAAAGAAGGCUGGGCAUAGAUCAAGAGAGCCAAGUAUAGGAGAUCUUGAGGAUGAUCAAGAUGACUGAAUAAACAAUUGUAUAUAACACCAAAUGUAAAUAUUCUUAUAACAACUGCAAAGAAAAAAAACAAUGGAACCUCUACCUUCCCAAAUAGAAACAGCAGCAGCAACAACAACAACAGUGGCAACCACGACAACUUAACAGAAACAGCUACAACAACACAACAGCAACAAUAUUGGCAACCACAACAACUUAACAGAAACAGCAGCAACAAUUGCAACAGAAACAGCUACCACAACAACAACAACAACAACAACACCAGUGGCAUCCACAACAACUGAAC
Messenger RNA from Exaiptasia diaphana, 822 nucleotides. RefSeq names its product chromatin modification-related protein MEAF6. The transcript is spliced from 8 exons. Bases 21 to 545 code for a protein of 174 amino acids. Gene Ontology annotation, cellular component: NuA4 histone acetyltransferase complex. NCBI's taxonomy places the organism in Eukaryota, Metazoa, Cnidaria, Anthozoa, Actiniaria, Aiptasiidae. The record is from RefSeq and is a predicted model, not a curated record.